Messenger RNA from Neurospora crassa OR74A, 1080 nucleotides. RefSeq lists its product as hypothetical. Bases 1 to 1080 code for a protein of 359 amino acids. The record is from RefSeq and is a predicted model, not a curated record. Lineage: Eukaryota; Fungi; Ascomycota; Sordariomycetes; Sordariales; Sordariaceae. The transcript has 2 exons.
AUGUUUGACGACGGAACAACCGUCGUCAUUGAAAAGCUUCCCGCCCACGGCAGCUUGAGACUCUGGGACUACAUACGAGCCUUGGAGGAAUCGAAGGACCUCGAUUCAACAAUUCCCGCCGCCGCCAACCCCCUUAGGUAUGACAUUGGAAACUGGCUCGGGCAUUUUCACAACUGGGGCUCAGAAGAACAUGUGGUUGAGAAACUUCAGACAAUUGCGAGAGACCCAGAUGUCAUUGACCAGCAUUGCAAGUCCAUCUCCAAAAAGCUAAAGGAGGCCAUUCAUCAGCUUCCUAAAGACACUCAUAACGCUCAGAAAAAUUUGGACAAAGUUCUUAACUUAAUAAGGACAAACUAUGCCGUUCCCGGAAAGAAACGAGCCUUUCAUACUCUCAAUGGCAAUUUUGACCUAGUCAGCCUCCAUAUCAUGUACUUCCCGCUUGAUAAGCGGGACCACCCAAAACAUGUGCCAUCUGUUUACGUCUCGGAUUGGCGUGAUUUUCGUGAAGGGCAUCCUGCGUUUGACCUCGGUUCGUUGAUGGCCGACUUGGUUGUACUCCACGCACAGAACACCACACUCGCGGGUGAUGUGGCCCGGGGAUUCACUCAAGGAUAUUUUGCCAAGGUCAAGAACAGUAGUUGCCUGAACAACAAGUUCAUGUUCCACGUCUUGGUACACAUUGGUGUGUGCAUGAUUAUACGAUGCCAUGGCCUUUUGGAGGAGAGCAAUGGCACCGGCAGAGACAAGAACACCGGCAAGAGCAAGAACACCGCCAAAAGCAAGAAUACUGCUAAAGACAAGAACAAUGGUAACCAGGCAGGAAACGGCAAUGGAGGCACUGCCAAUGACAAUGGAAAAUCCAAACAUACAACAAACGACACAAGGAUUCGAGGACUGUUCAAAUAUGGACUGAUGAUUAUACGUCAUGCUAUACCUGAAGACAGGAAAUGGUUUCUGGAUAGGCCUCUUCUAUGCUGUCUCUUUGACGUAUCUCAUUCCGAAGAUCACCCUGGGCCCGAUAAGUGGGAGUUGGCUAGGAAAUCAUCCGCAGAGAAGAGUGGUGAUCAAGUGGUGGAGUAA